AUGACGGACGGAGAGCUGACUGCUACUGGUGGCCGGCGGUGCCUCCCCUGCCUGGAGUCCGCCAGUCCGCCGCGCCCCUCUCUCCCUGCGCGCGCCGCCCCACCCUCCAACCCUAGCGCCGCCGCCCUUGUGCCGCCGCCGCGUGUGCCCCUCCUCACGCCGCGCCGCCGACGCACCUGCAGCCCCCGCCGCGCCUCCCUCCCCAACCCCGCGCCGUCGCCAUCCCCAGCGCGCGUCAUCAUGUCAUCGGUCUCCAACGGCAGCAACCCCUUCGCCUACAACCCAUGGACGGGGCUCAUCCACGCCUACAACAUGCCGGUGCCGCGCCCGCCGACUCACCAGGCGCACUUCACCGCGACACCGCCCUACGCCCCGGCCUUCACCGCCACGCCGCCAUCCUACGCCCCGGCCUACCACGCCGCGCCCGCACCUAGCUCUUACGCCGGUGGCGGCAACUAG
Messenger RNA from Lolium perenne, 459 nucleotides. Lineage: Eukaryota; Viridiplantae; Streptophyta; Magnoliopsida; Poales; Poaceae. The record is from RefSeq and is a predicted model, not a curated record.